Molecule: messenger RNA, 561 nt
Organism: Cavenderia fasciculata
Lineage: Eukaryota; Evosea; Eumycetozoa; Acytosteliales; Cavenderiaceae
Gene: rer1
Product: retention in endoplasmic reticulum 1 like protein
Exons: 3
Coding region: 1-561 (186 amino acids)
Biological process (GO): retrograde vesicle-mediated transport, Golgi to endoplasmic reticulum; protein retention in ER lumen
Cellular component (GO): Golgi membrane
Source: RefSeq, a predicted model, not a curated record
AUGAGAUCACCAACAACUAUAUACGAGGGUACACCGACUGCACCUGUCAAUCUUGCGACAUUAAAGACACAAGUGUCUCGAAAAUAUCAAAACUUGAUCGAAAGAACCAUUACAUUCAUUCCACAAAGAUGGAUUGCUGCUGGUGUUUUAUUUUUACUUUAUAUACUUAGAAUCUCGAUAGUGGGUGGAUGGUACGUCGUUACCUAUGCACUUAGCAUUUAUUUAUUGACCCAAUUUAUUGCCUUUUUGUCACCAAAAUGGGAUCCUGAUAUGGACGACGGUCUCAAUGUUGGAUUACCAACCAAAGGUGAUGAAGAACCAAAACCAUUUGUUAGAAGAUUACCAGAGUUUUUGUUUUGGCAUUCAAUUUUCAAGGCUUUAGUUAUUAGUCUCUUUUGUACUUUCUUCCCAUUCCUCAAUCUUCCAGUUUUUUGGCCCAUCUUGGUUAUUUACUUUAUCGUCCUCUUCACAGUUACAAUGAGAACUCAAAUUAGACAUAUGAUUAAACACAAGUACAUUCCUUUUACAGUUGGCAAAAAGGUUUACAAUACUCGUGAUUAA